This is a messenger RNA of Anopheles merus, 1597 nucleotides long. RefSeq lists its product as uncharacterized. The transcript has 4 exons. The record is from RefSeq and is a predicted model, not a curated record. NCBI's taxonomy places the organism in Eukaryota, Metazoa, Arthropoda, Insecta, Diptera, Culicidae. The coding region runs from base 709 to 1326 and encodes 205 amino acids.
AUCUUACACGGACACGACUAGGCACAGCAAAAGGGAAGAAAUUUAAUUUAUUGUAAGUGCUCGCUACCCAACACGACAGCGGCCGAUGGGCGGAGAGAUGGGCGGAGGGAGCUCAAGACGACGAAACACAACACAAGUAGUUCGUAGAUGCUAUCAAUGACACACUGAUAACUUGCCCUGUCGUAUUGCAUUUCCGUUGAAGUCGAAUCUGCUUUGCUUCUCUACUCCUACUUGUACAAUGUACCAUCUCUUAUCUUAUCGUCGACUAUCGCUCCAUCAACGCGUUUCAGCGUACAGUGCGUCCCGACGAUGUGGUACCAUUCGAAGCUUUUGGUACUUUUAUUUGUUUUGCGCCUUUACUGUAUUUUUGUAGUAAUUUAUAGUAAAAUAAUGGUGGAAAAUGUUUAAUGAAAAUUCCAAAAUAUUUGCAAAAUUAUCCUCCAUCCAAAUAUGGGUUUUUGGUAACGCAUAAAGACAACCUUACACUGCUGUCACCGACUGUACAAUCGUUCCAGCAGCUCGGAGCAGUUGAUUCAAUUGAUAGUUUCGUGCUUCCCCGGAUCUUCCCCGGGCACACGGGUGUCAGUGCAUUCGUAGCUUACUGACCGCUUCAAAGGCAGAACAGAAAUUCAAGCUCUCUCUCUCUUCGACCCAUUUCCGGCACACCACUUGCAGGGGGGAUAGUUGCAAACGCCCAGAUCAAUAAAAAUGCCAGCUCACAGUGCAGGCGUCACUGGUGGUGGUGGCCAAUGUCGAUUGGGUCGAUUUUUCCUGUUAACUAAAUCGUUUUCUUCAAUUACCGCUGCCAACAGGGCUGUCGCGCUGAUUUCGAUUGUGUUAAUGUUGCUACAAUUUAACACCCCACCGGUCGAAGCGUUGCGCUGUUACGCCUGUGGUUUGACGCAAACUUCCGGCGACGUGCGCUGCGUAACGGAGCCACAAAGUGUAGAGGGCCAGAGUGUCGUAACCUGCUCCAGGAAGUAUUGUACCAUCACGCGACAGGAGUUAGUGGAUCCUCCCGGCAAGCUGGUUACUUUCCUGCGAGGAUGCGAAGAGAACCCAUUGUAUCUCGACGAAGUCAUCGAAGAUCCCACCUUCAUCACCUACUACCGGUCGUGCACGACCGAUCUGUGCAACGAUGGUGACGCGCUCGGAUCCUCCGGUUCCGCCCUGACCGGGCUCAACGAGGGUGCAUCCGAUAAUCUGCUCGUGCCCGGAUUGCCGAGCAGUGGCGGCUCUGGACCGGCACCGGCAGCGACAUCUCCAUUACUGGUGAUCAUUAAAAUCACAUCACUGUCGCUAUCGGUGGCACGCAUCGUCGCGUAGAGCUUCCUCGACGGCUUCCUUACUCUUCUCUUCCUGCACGGAGAAAAGGGCAACUGCGCGGGCCUGGGGAUAUAUUAAUGAGAUGAUGAUGAUGAUGAUGAUGGUGGCGAUGGGUGGAGGUGAUGGAUAAAAGUUCAAUAUUCAUAAUCCAUUCGCCUUUCGGGCCCACGUGCGUUGGGCAUUCGUCGAUGAAAACGAACGACCAAAGUUUAUUUACUUUAUGUGAAAGUUAUUAAAUAAAUAAUGUUCUUCCUUAAUGGAGGAAAAGGUU